Molecule: messenger RNA, 1202 nt
Organism: Hippocampus zosterae (dwarf seahorse)
Lineage: Eukaryota; Metazoa; Chordata; Actinopteri; Syngnathiformes; Syngnathidae
Product: D-amino-acid oxidase-like
Exons: 10
Coding region: 40-1071 (343 amino acids)
Molecular function (GO): FAD binding; D-amino-acid oxidase activity
Source: RefSeq, a predicted model, not a curated record
UGUAAUGGAUAAGCUAUCUCUUGUUCUCUUAUUUCAGAUAUGCGUGUGGCCGUAAUAGGUGCUGGAGUGAUCGGUCUCUCGACAGCGCAGAGCAUUUAUGAGCGGUACCACUCCAUUGUCACCCCACUGAUCAUUGAGGUGUAUGCAGACCGCUUCACCCCAUUGACCACCAGUGAUGGAGCGGCAGGCUUAUGGCAGCCUUACUUGAAUGACAAGGGCAAUGUUCAGGAGAGGGAAUGGUGUAAACAGACCUUUGACUACUUGGUUAGCUGUCUGCGUUCACCAGAGUGUGUAAAAAUGGGUCUCUUCCUCCAGUCCGGUUACAACAUCUGCACAAAACCAAUGCCUGAGCCAACGUUUAAAGACAUCGUCCUGGGCUUCAGACAACUCACAGAGCGAGAGCUGAAAAUGUUUCCUGGCUACAAUUAUGGGUGGUUCAACACUGCGGUCAUGCUCGAAGGUAAAACAUACCUGCCUUGGCUGAUGGACUGGUUGGCAAAACGGGGUGUGAAAUUUUAUCACAGAAAAAUUGGCUCCUUUGCAGAGCUGUCUAAAAAUGGUGCGGAUGUGAUAAUAAACUGUACUGGGGUGAGAUCCGGAGACCUCCAACCUGACCCUGAACUCAAACCAGCUCGGGGACAGAUAAUAAAGGUAGAAGCCCCAUGGCUGAAACACUGGAUUUUGACCCACACCGCAGAGAUCUACAACUCACCAUAUAUCAUUCCAGGGAGUCGUCUCGUAGCAGUCGGCGGAGUGUUCCAGUUGGGAAACUGGAAUGAAAGCAAUGAUUCUGCCACCCAUGAGCACAUUUGGGAACAGGCUUGUCAGCUCGAGCCUAGCUUAAGGCAUGCCAGGAUAGUGGAUGACUGGACCGGCCUCAGGCCAGCUCGAAGUAAAGUUAGACUGGAGAGAGAGACUAUACUGUGUGGUACCACUGCCGUUGAGGUGAUUCACAACUAUGGCCACGGAGGUUUCGGAAUUACCAUUUGCAGAGGCUGUGCAGAGGAAGCAGCCAGGCUUUUUGGUCAGAUUUGGGAAGAAAAGGGCAAGGCACCAAAAGCUCACCUGUGAAUUUGUUAUUAGCAUUCGUGACUCAGUGGUGAUCAAAUCAUAACCCGAUAAUGUCAUUAUCAUUAUAGUAAGGGGCAAUCGUUAUUCACGAUUAAAUAAGAAAAUGGGACCCAUGUUUAAAAAAAAUACAU